This is a messenger RNA of Chelonoidis abingdonii (Abingdon island giant tortoise), 2955 nucleotides long. The record is from RefSeq and is a predicted model, not a curated record. Lineage: Eukaryota; Metazoa; Chordata; Testudines; Testudinidae.
GGAUAAUUGGGACCAUACAUUGUAAGCUGCUUUGGGCAGGGUGCUGUCAUUUGUGUUUGUCCAUAAAGUACUAUGGCUCUGUAAAAAUAAUAAUGUUAAACCUGACAAUGCUUUUUUAAGAUUAUGUCUUCAAGUUUUGGUGGCUUUCUCCGUAUAGACAUAUUAUAAUGGAAGACCAACAAAUUCCAAAGUGUCAGGGAGUGCAGCUACACAACUGGGGAUCACAUGGGUGCCAGAAGCUUCAGUGGUGCAAUAAAAUUGCUGGUGAUGGCCAUAAACUGAAUAUACAGCCUAAGCACAUAGCCAGACAUGAUCCAGGUGGCCCUGAAUCUGCAAGAAGGCUGGAUCCCUUUAGGAUUUGCCAUGAUGAUGGUGUCUCCACAUAGUGGUCAAGUGGAGUUAGGAAAGGUGAAAUAGGAUGAGACCCUUCUGAGAACUGAGAGUGUUUGCUCUGUACCAAAUCAUUACCAGGCCUGCGUUGAUCCCAUGGGAACUUUUUUUGCCCUACAUGCUUAUUUGUGACAUUGUAAUGUUGGGAAGGUCUGCACUGCUUACAGCUGGAAGAAGAUUUCCAACUCAAGACCUAUGUGCUGCUACUCAUUUUCCAAUGAAGUACAUCCUGGUUACCGGUGGUGUCAUCUCAGGCAUUGGCAAAGGAAUCAUUGCAAGCAGCAUUGGCACCAUAUUGAAAUCAUGUGGUCUACGAGUCACUGCAAUCAAAAUUGAUCCUUAUAUUAAUAUAGAUGCUGGAACUUUCUCACCGUAUGAGCAUGGUGAAGUUUUUGUACUAAACGAUGGGGGAGAAGUUGACUUAGACUUGGGAAAUUAUGAAAGAUUCUUGGACAUCAACUUAUAUAAAGAUAAUAACAUCACCACUGGAAAGAUCUAUCAACAUGUAAUCAAUAAAGAAAGACAUGGCGAUUACUUGGGAAAGACAGUUCAAGUUGUUCCACACGUUACUGAUGUUGUUCAAGAAUGGGUGAUGAAUCAGGCAAAGGUUCCUGUGGACAGUGACAAGAAAGAGCCACAAAUAUGUGUCAUUGAGCUAGGUGGAACUAUUGGAGACAUUGAAGGAAUGCCAUUUGUUGAGGCAUUCAGACAGUUCCAGUUUAAGGCAAAAAGAGAAAACUUCUGCAAUAUCCACGUUAGCCUUGUACCACAGCCUAAUGCUACUGGAGAACAGAAAACAAAACCUACACAGAACAGUGUUCGAGCGCUGAGGGGCCUAGGUUUGUCUCCAGAUCUGAUAGUCUGCAGAAGUACAAAGCCUAUAGAAAUGGCUGUGAAGGAAAAGAUUUCCAUGUUUUGCCAUGUGGAACCCGAACAGGUGAUAUUUAUCCAUGAUGUUUCUUCCACUUACCGAGUGCCAAUCCUGUUGGAAGAACAAGGCAUUAUUAAAUAUUUUAAACAGAGAUUAAACCUACCUAUUGAUGACCAACCAAGUGAUCUUCUUUUCAAAUGGAAGAAAAUGGCAGACAGAUAUGAAAGGUUGCUGAAGAUAUGCUCCAUAGCUCUGGUUGGCAAGUAUACGAAACUAAGUGACUGCUAUGCAUCUGUUUUCAAGGCCUUGGAACAUUCAGCUUUGGCAAUAAAUCACAAACUGAAUUUAAUGUAUAUAGAUUCAAUAGAGCUUGAGCAUUCUACAGAAGUUGAGAACCCAGUGAAAUACCACCAGGCAUGGCAAAAAUUAUGCAAAGCGGAUGGCAUUUUGGUCCCAGGCGGGUUUGGAUUUAGGGGAACAGAAGGCAAACUCCAAGCAAUCUCUUGGGCAAGAAAAAAGAAAAAACCUUUUCUUGGAGUUUGCUUGGGGAUGCAGCUGGCAGUGGUGGAGUUUGCAAGAAACUGUUUAAACUGGGAAGAUGCAAAUUCUACAGAAUUUGACCCAAACACAAAAUAUCCUGUUGUCAUUGACAUGCCUGAACAUAAUCCUGGAGAUAUGGGAGGAACAAUGAGACUGGGAAAAAGGAGGACUAUUUUCAAAACAGAAGACUCUGUCCUAAGGAAACUUUAUGGUGAUGAAGAUUUUGUGGAGGAACGACACAGGCAUCGAUAUGAGGUAAAUCCAGAAUUGACUGGCUGCUUUGAAGAGAAAGGUUUGAAAUUUGUUGGCCGUGACAUAGAAGGGAGUAGAAUGGAGAUCAUUGAAUUGGAAAAUCACCCAUAUUUUGUUGGUGUCCAGUUUCAUCCAGAGUUUUCCUCAAGACCUAUGAAGCCCUCACCUCCAUACCUUGGUCUCUUGCUUGCAGCAACUGGGACACUCAGUGCAUACUUGCAACGUGGAUGUAAAUUUUCUCCAAGCGAGGUAAUAAUAUUGAGUAAGCAGAAAAAGGCCCAAAGCAAAACCCAGGAUUUGCUGGGUCAGAAUUUUGUGGCUGAGCCAAACCAAGAUCUCUGAUCCCAACAGCCCCAGACCUGUCUCUGUAACCAAGGUAAAGUUCCUGGGACAUUUCUUUUUUAUAGCAAUACUUUUCAACCUGUUAAUUAAUUCAUAUUUGUAAAAAGCUUUAAUGAUCAAAGAUGCCAUGUUAAUUACUAAUAAUUAUAAAGAGCAUGUGAGGCCAGGGGAAACCUAGGGUAAAAUGGCAAAGCUUCUCAAAAUAUAGACCACUGUAAGAUAACCUACUCAGAUCCAAUUUUAAAGGGCUCCGCUAUCCUGAAAGCAAAGUGCAGAACUUACCAGCUUUGCUUUUUUUCUGAAGACUCAAUAGGAACAUAAUAAUUACCAAGCCAAUUCAAACUGCUGGUAUUCUGGUUCUUAUCGUUUACAGCAGAUCUUUCAUAUGCAAGUUAACCUCAACGCUAAUGGUCCUGGCCAUUGUAUAAUGAUGUACAUAUAGGGAAAAACUCCUUCCUGACUUCUGCAGGUCAUCUCUUAUAAAUCGUAAUAUUCAAAUAUUACCUUAAUAGGGCUGUCAAUUAAUUGCAGUUAACUCAUGCCAUUAAUUUUUUUUAUCG